AUGAUAAAAAAUAAAGCAUAUUUUGAUAACCUUAAAAAACUUGAAAAUUCUUGUUUAUAAAAUCACACUUGUCUAGAAAUAGAUUUAAGGAGAAAAAUUGGAUCUAAAUCAUAAAGAUUUUUUAAUCAAAAUUCUGGAUAAAAUUUAAGUUCUGCUUUAUAAAAAUGCAUUAAUCUUACAAAUUUAAUACUCCAAGCCAAUGGAACAUAAAUUGAUGAUAAAAAUGCUAUAUAUUUAGGUUCUGCUUUAGGAGUGAACACAAAUCUACAAAUUUUGACUCUAAACUUAGGUUAUAAUGAAAUUGGACCAUAAGGUGUAUAAGAUUUAGUUCCUUCAUUUUCUAACUGUGCCAAUCUCUCUAACUUAGAUUUAGACCUCACAAGAAAUAUAAUUGGAGAAAAAGGUCUAUAAUUUUUAGGUGCAGCUUUAACAAUCUUAUAAAACCUUUCAUCUCUAAAACUAUAACUAGAUGGGAAUCAAGUUAAAGAUAUAGGAUUGUAAAGCUUAGGCUCUGCUUUAUCAAAUUGUAAAUAUCUUACAAAUUUGGCUCUUGGAUUACAGAAAAAUGAAAUAAGUUGUAAAGGUAUUUCAAAUUUUGGCUCUGCUUUAGUAGAUUGUUAAAAUCUCUCAACUAUAUAACUCAAAUUAUAUGGUAACUAAAUUAAAUCAAUUGGUGCUUCAGCUUUAUGUACUGCCUUAUAAAAAUGUCCCAAACUUUAAAAUUUUGAACUCAACCUAGACAGUUAAAAAGUUUUAAAUAAAUCAAAUGCUGUUUAGAGAUUUAGCUCUUCUUUAUAAAACUUCAGCAAUCUAUAAAAAUUAGACCUUAGUCUUUGCGAUUGUGAUAUUAAACCUAAAAGUGCAUCAGUUAUAGGCAGUGCUUUAGCAAAGUGUUCCAAUCUCUAAACACUGAAACUUUUUCUUAUAUAAAACUUUAUAGGACCAGAAGAUGCAUCAGAAUUAGGUUUUACGUUAGUUAAUUGUGCUAAUCUCUAAAACCUUAAGUUAGACUUAGGGAAAAAUGAAAUUGGAGACUAGGGUAUUCUAAAUUUAGGAUAAGCUUUAAUAAAUUGCCCUAAAUUAAUUUCUUUGAACCUUGAUCUAUAAAGUAACAAUAUUUUUGAUUCAGGUGCUUUAAAUUUUGGAUCCGCUUUACUAAAAUGUACAAACCUCUUGAGUUUGGAGCUUAUUCUUUAUUAUAAUGAAAUUAAAGAAUCUUCACUUUUAAAAAUUUAAAUCAAACUACUUAAGAUUAAGAAACUAGUAAAUAGUUACAUCUAUUUUUAUUGA
This is a messenger RNA of Tetrahymena thermophila SB210, 1290 nucleotides long. Its product is annotated as cyclic nucleotide-binding domain protein. NCBI's taxonomy places the organism in Eukaryota, Ciliophora, Oligohymenophorea, Hymenostomatida, Tetrahymenidae. The transcript has 15 exons. Gene Ontology annotation, molecular function: protein binding. The record is from RefSeq and is a predicted model, not a curated record.